AUGGACAUACAUUCAACUCAGAUCUUGGUUGCUCGGGAGAUUAUCCCCACCUUCUCCUCUAUCCCGGAGAUGCUCGAGUGGGCUAGGCUCAGCAUGUUCAGGAUUGUCGCCUCGAAACAUAUGACAUAUGCCUUUUUCACAUUGCUCAUAUACGACCAUAUCCUCACCCUACCGGAGGAGAUUAAGCUCACAUGGUUCGGGCGACCCUCUUUUGUCAAGACGCUCUUCCUGUUCAACCGAUAUAUGGCACCUCUCUUCAUCGCCAUCGACGUUGCGACGUUGAGCGGCACUAUUCACGUCACUGACAAAUUGUGA
Serendipita indica DSM 11827 is the source of this 315-nucleotide messenger RNA. Lineage: Eukaryota; Fungi; Basidiomycota; Agaricomycetes; Sebacinales; Serendipitaceae. The record is from the annotation of a GenBank genome assembly.